AAGUAAUGGUAGAUCGGCGGUAAAAUCUCCCUUUCGGCUUCGGGCAUCGAAGGCGGUUAGUGCGCGUGUGCGAACCGCGCCGAGGGGUGGUUGGUCGAUGGUCCGAUGUGCGAACUCGAAAAUUGCGAAUUCGGGUGAAAUUUUCCAUGUUUUUUGCUCGGUCUUGGGCUGAACGUGAACGGUGAUUCAUUAUUUAUUUUAUCUUUAAAAGGAAAACGUGCGGCUCGCGAGCUGCCACCGCGAAGCGAACGGGUGGCCGAGUCUUUCGUAGGGGCGCACAAAAACGACACGCGGUUGUCGAAAAAUGGCGAAAACCUUUCGCGCGGUGACAGUAUUGACUUUGUCAAACAAUGGACAGUCAAUACCAAAGUAUAAUAAACCGGUCACGCUCAACGUUAAUUAUGACCCGCAAGGCCUCAGCGUCGAACUCGUCUUAGGUGAUUCCACUGCAAGAGAAAAGGUUUCAUUAUUGGAAUUUCCUGUAACUCAUACUACUGAAUGCUCUAGGGUUUCAUCGCGAAGUUAUGUUUUCACAUUGGAUUCAGAUAGCUUGUUAAUAACAUUUGCUAAUGAAACAGACUUUCGAAACUUUCAUUCACAAAUAUUAAAACUCAAAAAUGGAAAGGGUGUAUCAGCAUUUAAUGAAAGAACAGAGGAGUCAUCGGCCAUGCAAUAUUUUCAAUUUUAUGGUUAUUUAUCACAGCAACAAAAUAUGAUGCAGGAUUACAUCAGAACAAGCACGUAUCAGCGUGCAAUUCUUGGCAAUUUAUCUGACUUUAAAGAUAAAGUUGUGUUAGAUGUAGGAGCUGGUUCUGGCAUUUUAUCAUUUUUUGCAAUUCAGGCUGGUGCAAAAAAAGUAUAUGCUGUAGAAGCAAGUAACAUGGCAAAUCAUGCAGAAUUACUAGUAGCUGCUAAUAAUUUAUCAGAUAAGAUUAUAGUCAUAGCUGGAAAAAUUGAAGAAAUAGAUCUACCAGAACAUGUUGAUUGCAUAGUUAGUGAACCUAUGGGUUACAUGUUAUAUAAUGAAAGAAUGCUUGAAACUUAUCUUCAUGCCAAAAAAUGGCUAGUACCAGGUGGAAGAAUGUUUCCUUCUAGAGGAGACUUGCAUAUCGCACCAUUUUCUGAUGAAAAUCUUUAUAUGGAACAAUUUAAUAAAGCCAAUUUCUGGUACCAAACAUGUUUCCAUGGUGUAGAUCUUUCUGCAAUGAGAAAUAAUGCCAUUAAAGAAUAUUUCCGCCAACCUAUUGUUGAUACCUUUGAUAUAAGAAUUUGUAUGGCUAAAUCUGUCAGGCAUAUCGUAGAUUUCCAGACAGCUGAUGAGACUGAUUUACAUAAAAUAGAUAUAGAUGUUGACUUUCACAUAUUAGAAAGUGGUACAUGCCAUGGUCUUGCAUUUUGGUUUGACGUGGCAUUUAUUGGUUCUACUCAACAAGUUUGGUUAAGUACUGCUCCUACAGAGCCUCUUACACAUUGGUAUCAAGUGCGUUGUCUUCUUGAAAAUCCAUUGUUUUGUAAGAGUGGCCAGUUACUUUCUGGAAAAGUAAUUCUUAUUGCCAACAAAAGGCAAUCUUAUGAUGUUACAAUAGAACUGAAACUUGAAGGAACAAACAUGGAAAGCAGUAGUAAUACUUUAGACUUGAAGAACCCUUACUUUAGGUAUACAGGAGCAGCAGCACAACCACCACCUGGGUUAAAUAAUACUUCACCUAGUGAAUCUUACUGGACAACUUUGGAUGCACAAGGUGCUCGACAAGCUGUGAAUAUGGUUAAUGGCAUGUCGGUCAACGGUCUUGGUGAGGUUUCAAUGGAUACAAGUGCAGCAGUAAAUCCCAGUAAUUUACUUGCAAUUGGUGGCCAGCCGAACAUUCAUCCUGGUUCGAUAUCAAGUACCGGACGUGGUCGAGUAGGAGGUACGGCUACUAGUACGCAAGCGGCACAAUUGAUAGGUGGUGGAAUCACGCCUAAUAUGUUUACAUCUCCGGCUACUCUUGGUGUUACUUUCCAGCAAUCGCUGGUCCUUGGAAAUACAUCGCAUUAUCCGGUAAAUCCAAGUUUAAUGAUUGGUGAUUACGUGACACCUGGAAACGGCAUAUCACCUCAGACUUACCGGCAAUGAUCUAUGGCAAAAUCAUUUUGCACCGAGUAUUCUCGCAAAGUAAAACAGUUACAGAAUGAUCCUCGCCAUAGCAAUUCUAGCAACACUGGUGACAAGGGCAACAAUAAGCAAAGUCGUAAGUUGGUGUUUAGUUCGCCAGCCAGCAAGCUUCGACUCGCGUCUGCCGUUCGAAUUUUACAUACAGUUGAUUUAACCAGUCUUGAACCACAUUUUGAUCAUAGCGGUAACAAUGUCGCUUAUUUGAGUAAGCCUACAGUUGAUUCUGUAUUUGGAUUUGGUUGGGGUUCUGGAAGAAAUAAUUCUCAAUGGGAGGCACGUUGGAGGAGAUUGCGAGCCAUCCCCUCGUAGCUGUCAAUAUUUUGUACUGUCAUCUUUUAUUUCAUCGCCCCUUGAAGAUCGGAUCUUCCAGAUUGAAGUGUGCACGCUUGCCAAAUAUAUCCAGGAAGAUAUAAUAUUUUUUAACGACAAUACAGUUUACCGUAUGCAGCGUUCUACGCCUUACUAUUUUACCAAGCCCUGACAUGGUCUAUACAUCAGUAAUUUGUAAGGAAUGUAGAUCGAUCAUAAAUCGUGUUGUGAUUUCUUGUCUUUUCCUUUAAAAGACUUUAAAAGUUUUAGUACCAGCAAGAUAUCGGAGAUUGUACAUCGAUUAGUUGUUGGCAUAACUGGUUUUCAAUAUCAAAUGACUUUUACACAACUCGUAGAAUAGAAAACAACAUUUUUAACAUUUUGCAAAGUGCAAAAAGCAAUAAUCUGAUAAGCAUACAAUAUUAAGCACUCUGUGGCAGAAUUUAUUAUAUAAUUAAUACAAAUAUUUUUUUUUUAUAUGUUUCGUUCCUCAUAUUCUUGUAAUUCUGUUUAUUUUUUAAACAGUAAACACAUUUUACAAUUUUUUUAUUCGUAUUUUGUAGACUAAACUUUGCAUGGAUAGGUGCAUAAUUUAUAAACUUACCUUUAAAUUUGAUUCUAUCCAACUUACAUUGUAUGUUACCAUUCUUCUUAAAUAUUUAUAGAAUACAGUCUGAUGAAACUUUCUGAAACUUAAUUUUGCAUAAAGCAUUUUUUAAGACUAUUACUAUUACAUGUAUAUGUACAUGUUUUACAAUAAUAUAAUGUACAUUAUAGUUUAUUGUAUCAGUAUUUAGGGUGCUUAAAUUCAUGUAAACACGAGGAACUGAUUUACAGUAAUGUAUCCAAAACUUAAGCAUGGUAAAAAAUGUAGUAGAUUUUUUUUAUCUAUAGCGUGUUCUUCCAUAAUAAUAAAAAAAAAAAGAAAAAAAAAGUAUAUAUAUAUAAUUUAUAAUUGCAUCAAGUAUCAAAUACUCAUAUUACUUUGUAUUUGGCAUUCCACAAGUGCUUCUAAUAUUGUAUGAUUUGUUGUUGUACAUAACAUAAAAGCCUGCUUCUCUUCCAUUCUUUCUUUGUAAGAAAACGAUUACAGCAAUAUUUGAAAGAUAUGGAUAACCAAAAGAAAAUUAUAAAACUUUUUGUUGCUUUUCUGAGUAUUGCUUUCAACGUCAUCAUUGUAUAUUUGUGUGAGUGCGCAUAGUUUUUCUUUUUAUAUAAUUGCAAUACAAUGACUGAAAGUUAAUGUGACAUCUCAGGAAGCGAUGCAAGUAGUAGAUACUUUCAUUCAAUUUUUUUUUUCGAUUUGUUUCAUAAUUACAUGCAAUUUAUAUAUUCAUUUAAAAAGUCUAGUGCAAGUAUGGAGAUGCUCAUUAUUAAUAUUACCCAUUGUUUUAUAACAUCCAUACAUCAUUGGUUAAUAGGAAUAAAGAUAGUAUUUAUCAUUGUUCAUAGUAUUAACAGUUGCAUCAAGCUAUUGUUUCUAUAUAAUAUUAUAAUUUAAACUACAAGAAAACAAAAUAUUGUUUCUUUUUUGUUUUUAUAUAUUUACUUUUUUUUUAUAUAUAUAAAAGAAACUAGCUUGAGUGUAUUUGACAUACUCUGAGGAGAUAAAUACUAUUUGUCUCAUAAAUAUCAUCUGGUAGGUACAUAAAUACACGAAGGGAAAAGGUUAGAAUUGUGUUCAAAAUAAUAAUUAUUUAGUAUUUUAUGGUAUAGUUGACUUAUAUAAAUUCAUCCUAAUUACUAAUGUAAUUAUGUUUCUACUUCCUCUGUGAUGGUUGAUAUGAAUAUGAUCUUUAGUAAAUCUUAGUACAAAAUAGUACAAAAAGAUGAUAUAAAUUUUCUUUUUAUGUCCUUUCUUCCUUUGGCAGCUGCAACAAAUAACUUUAAUUUGUUAUGCUGUAAAAACUUAUCACUUUUCCAUUUUUAUAAAUUACUAAUGUGCUUCCAAAAUAUUACAAUGAUAUUCGGUCGAACGCUAAUCUAACUUUUACUUUCGUGUGAGAAUAUCAUUUAUCAUAUUGCAUGUCCGAUAUGCUCGAAAGAAUAUCGUUAAAAAUUAGAAGUUAUUUUGGUAGUACUGCGUUUAUUUCUUUUUUCUUUAUUAAAAAUAGUAUUAUACGACUAAAUGUGGCUCUUUGAAAAUGUAUUGAUUAUUUAGAUAUUCGUUUCAAGAUAUUUGAUUAAUAGCGUGAUUUGUUAAACGAAUUUCAAUUGUAAUAAUAAUUUCAUUAUCAUUAACAUGUCAUCCUCAUUGACUCUUAUCAUCGUCAACAUUAUCAUUGUAUUUUUCAACGUAAGAAGAGCUCACUCGAAAGCGUGCGUGUGUAGAAGCAUACGUGAUACAUGUGCACCAUCCAAUACGAUUACGAUUAGUAUGCACGCGCCAUUUGUAUGUAUAGCCUUCGUGCGUGUGUGACGAAUACGCGUAGUAUUUUUUGCAUCCAUUACAUUAAUGAGGUUUAUUUAUACGGCGCAUUAUAUCACGAGCAAUUUUGAAUUGCACCGACUGAACAUCAAUUUUGUUAUUUACCUAUAUAAACAUCCGUCGUGCUCGAUUAUUAAUUGUAAAUACUCGACAGCUUUUUUGGCUUUACUUGUUUUCUAUCUUUUUGGUAGCAAACGCAUUAUAGUGUUCUAAUUCUUUGUAAUUAAUCUAUCCUAGAAAGUCUGUUAGAAAAAUUUUAUAAAUAUCUACACAGACUACGAAGGAUUUUCUUUUCUUUUGCAUUUUCUUCGUAAAUGAAUUUUAAUGGGAGAUCAUUUAGUCUCCGAGACACGUUGUAUAUAAAUGUGUCGAAAUUGCAUCUUCGGCUCAGCAAAACGGGGUAACGAUUCCGUUAACUUUAAGGACGGUGCAAUUCUAGACAAAUCGUGUCGAUUAAUCGCUGUUUGCAUAAUAAUACUGGUUCCAUGAAUUACCUUUUAUAAUAGGAUUUUUUUACUUUUGCUUUCAUCGAUCUCCCUCCACCAUGUUUGUAUUCCGCGAGUGUUCUUUUUUAUACUGUCCGAAAUGACAAGAAUGUACACGGAACUCUAUUACGUUCCAUGACUUCGUUUUACCGCAAGUUAAGGAUUAUAUAAAAUUAUUGAUGACAGGCGAUUUAGUAAUAAUGAUAUUUAUAUCUGUCGAAUUAAUAAAUUAAGUUGAAAUUUUACCUCGCCGGCUCGUUAUUUAAUCUCGUUCGAGCAAUUUUUUUUUUUUAAAUAAGCCGGUUGUGGAAUUGAUCUGUGUGAGAAUGAUACGCCGUUUCACACUACGACUGAAAUUCAACGGCGAUGUAGUGAAUAAUAAAUAAUUAUACAACAGUGUACGCCCGAUUAUGAAUCAAACGAGAUAUUGUAUUUGUCAAUAAGAGACAAAAUUAUAUGGUGCGCGGUAAA
Molecule: messenger RNA, 5848 nt
Organism: Vespula vulgaris
Lineage: Eukaryota; Metazoa; Arthropoda; Insecta; Hymenoptera; Vespidae
Gene: Art4
Product: histone-arginine methyltransferase CARMER
Exons: 8
Coding region: 305-2116 (603 amino acids)
Biological process (GO): peptidyl-arginine methylation
Molecular function (GO): protein-arginine N-methyltransferase activity
Source: RefSeq, a predicted model, not a curated record